Molecule: messenger RNA, 3512 nt
Organism: Gadus morhua (Atlantic cod)
Lineage: Eukaryota; Metazoa; Chordata; Actinopteri; Gadiformes; Gadidae
Gene: dnai4
Product: dynein axonemal intermediate chain 4
Exons: 17
Coding region: 410-2698 (762 amino acids)
Biological process (GO): cilium movement
Cellular component (GO): axonemal dynein complex
Molecular function (GO): dynein light chain binding; dynein heavy chain binding
Source: RefSeq, a predicted model, not a curated record
AUGCUGUACAAACUCAGCAUGGAGUGUCACCGCCCCCUACUGGACUGGGGUGGCUCUUUCUCCAGACCAUCACAACAAUAAACAUAAAAAAAUAUGUAUAAAAUAACGUUAUAAUUAUAACGUUAUUAUUUAUCAAAACGUAUGUAUUAUUUUGUAAACCUUCCUUACCCACAGACAUAAUAACCAGACCAAAAAACCUAACAUAAUUGGGAUAGAAAACAAAGGUGAAAGAUAAAUGUAUCAAGGAAAAACGAAUUAACGCCAGUAGAUGGCAGUGGAUUCCACAUCAUCCCAACCCGACCCUUCUUGUUGCUAUGACAACGUUCAACAGCUAGACUGAUGAUCCAAACGAACGAACUCCUCACAAAGUAACUCGGGCUUCGUCUGUUGAUAAGGUACACUGAACAAGAUGUCCACCUCCGCAAGCACGUUGAAGAAACGUAAGCCUUCUCUGAAGGUUACGUCUUUGAAUGACAGCAAGGCCUCAGACAAAGGUUCUCUGCAAACCCCAAGACAAACUGUCAAGGUGUUUGAUGAAAAGGGCGAGGAUGUCACCCCUAAGCUCCUCUUCCAACCCGACCCAGGGUCCAUCCCGAUCAAACACAAGAACAUCUUGGCCAACGAUGCUUCUGCUGGCACCUCGUCCGGUUUCCUCUCAACUCUAUUCCAGUCAACCGCCAACACAAGUUUCUCGAUGCCCUUCAACAGGUCCUUCCUUGGCAGCAGCACAGUAUCCAGAUCAAGCCAGUCCACCAUGGAGUCCCUAACUGAAGACAUUGAGGAUCCUGCCUCAAAAAGAGACAUUCAUAUUACCCACUUAGAGUGCCACGGGAAAAGGGAGGAGGUGCAGGAGGAGUGGAGCGAGGACAUGCUGGACGACAUUGUUGACUGCUACAUCACGGAGACAGACACCAUCACACUCUUGGAAAUGCCUGGCGUCUCUGUGUCGGUGGAUGCAGAGGAUGCAGAUGCUGUUAGAGAAAGAAACCGCAUCUAUGCUGAGCUCUGCCAGAACAGGAUUGGCAAUGAUAAGUACAUGGAUCGGUCGAUGCAGACGUUCAACGGAGUGUCUAAGACCAAGAAGACCCAGACUGACAAAGUCAACAUGGUGGAUGCAGCAUCCAUGGCAACCGUCUGGGACCUGUACGACUCCUUCUGCGGUGGUGAUCAGGAGGGGACCCUGCCCGCUGAGGACCCCAUGGUGGACAAGCUGGGCUUCCCAGAGGCUGCGAUGGGGGCCCAGGGGGAACCAGAGAAGACCCCGUCACUGGUCAACACCAGCAGCUUUGCCAGCACGGCCAGCUCACGGAUGGAGACAGAGAUAUUCCUGGUGCGCGUGGAGGACGAACCGGACCCGGCGCUCAUCCUGAACUCUGAGAGCUUCCGGCACAGCCUGCUGGUCAUGGAGAGGACCGUCCUGGCAAACGUCUACCAGCCAAGGCUGGCCGCAUACAGACAGCUACCUGCACUCGUACCUGCACUGGAACUAAAUGAUGAACCUGACCAAGACGGAGGUGUGGCAAAGCCCAAGAUAAAGGUCCCUAGUGGGGAGGAGAGAAUAGAGAGCCCCCUGCCUCCAGUGCUGGAGCUGCUCUGGGGCUUCAGCUGUGACCUCACCACCGGACACGAGGUCAGCUGCAUGGCCUGGAACAAGAAGUGCCAGGACCUCCUGGCUGUGGGCUACAGUCACUCCAAAGACAGCGAGGAAGGGCUGGUGUGUUGCUGGUCCCUCAAAAACAUCACAUGGCCCGAGUGUGUUUUCCGGUGCCAGAGCAGCGUCACUGCCCUGGACUUCUCGGCCAGUAGGCCCAACCUGCUGGCCGUGGGGCUACAGGAUGGCUGCAUCGCCCUGUACAACCUCAGCAGCCCAGAGAAGAGCCCAGGCACAAGUGAAAACGUCCAUAAGCACGUGUGGCCCCUGCAGCAGCUGCGCUGGACGUACCAGGAGCAGGGCUUCUCCAGGGAGGAGAAGCAGGAGGUCCUCAUCUCUGUGUCUGGGGACGGCCUGGUCAGCCAGUGGACCCAGCACAAAAGGCUUGAUUGCACAGACCUGAUGCAGCUAAAGAGGACGGGUGUGGAGAAGAAGAGAGUUGGGGAGAAGGAGAGGAACCAAGACUUAUUCAUAUCCAAACUCACCCCCGGACUCUGCUUUGACUUCCAUCCUGUGGAAUCCAGCCUCUACCUUGUGGGCACCGAGGAGGGCAACAUCCAUGCAUGCUCAAGCUCCAACCACGAACAGUAUCUGGAGACCUACCAGGGACACACGCAACCCGUGCACCGGGUCACGUGGUCCCCGUUCAGCGCCGACGUCUUCCUCAGCUGCUCUUCUGAUUGGUCCAUCCGGCUGUGGAGGCGGGGCAUUUACAAGUCGGUGCUGGACCUCACCUCCACCUACAGCGGCGUCUACGACGUUGCGUGGUCGCCCAGGCGGGCCACCGUGUUUGCCGCCGUCAAGCAGGGGCAGGUGGAGGUGUGGGACCUGGAAUCCAGCAUCCUGGACCCCCUUAUCGUGUACUCGGCUCAGCCAGGGUCCAAACUGACGUCCGUGCUGUUCACCGCCAACACCGAUGGGCUCUUGGUGGGGGACAGCACCGGGAUGGUCAGCGUGUACCAGCUGCAGAACAUCACCAUGGCAGAAGACACUCAGGAGGACACUUUGGAAGACAUCAUUAACUCUUCUCUGGCGAAGCAGCUGUGAGCCAUACGGACGGACGGACGCACACACACAUACAUGCGAACAGACACACACGCACACACACAUAUGCGAACACACACACACACAUAUGCGAACACACACACACACACACACAUAUGCAAACACACACAAACAUGCGCACACACACACACACACACACAUGCAAACACACACACACUAAUCCAGUGACUCGCCGUAAUGUUUCAUCUCUGGAGAACGGCGACGGAGUGUCUCCAGCGAGACGGAGUGUCUCCAGCGAGACAGAGUGUCUCCGGAGAGACGGGUUGUCUCUGCAAAAAAUGAUAAGCAUUCCCAUCAGAGUCCCAUUUUUAUCUGUCCAUAUCUCUCAUUUCAGUAAACAUUUUAAAAAAGCCUUGUUUUUCCUUUUUUAACAGCGGCAUACCGGUAUGUUGAUAUUAUUUGUUAAAAAUAGCAUUAUUUUGUCAUUUGUUUUCUUUGUUGUUUUAGGUGCCAAUACCUUACCUACGCUUUUUUAACAAUACUACAAUUGAGUCAUAUAGUAAAUUGCAAUGCUUUUCCUGUCAUAACCCUAUUUGAAACUAUACCACAAUACAUAAGCAAAUAAGAAAAGCAUAAGCCAGCAAUGGUAGAACAGGACAGCCACCCAUUUGCAUCGUCAAUGUUUUAACCUGACAACUGCUUUUAGUGGCUGUCCUAUGAAGCAUCGAUGUUCCACAGAUCAUUUAGGAAGUCAUUUGUGCCUUCCGCUGUUAAAACAUCCAACACCAAAAUUACAUCCUUGGAUUUCUUUAAGCCUCUUACUGAUUUAUCACCAGCAUUAAAGGUUUUCUCACAA